AUGGAUGCAUUCUCGGGCUCAGGGCUCAAGAGGAAAUUCGAUGAUGUGGAUGUGGGCUCAUCAGUUUCCAACUCAGAUGAUGAGGUCUCCAGCAGUGACAGUGCUGACAGCUGUGACAGCCUCAACCCUCCUACAACUGCCAGCUUCACACCCACAUCCAUCCUGAAGCGGCAGAAGCAGCUGCGGAGGAAGAAUGUCCGCUUUGACCAGGUGACUGUGUACUACUUUGCCCGGCGCCAGGGUUUCACCAGUGUGCCCAGCCAGGGUGGAAGUUCUUUGGGAAUGGCCCAGCGCCAUAACUCUGUACGCAGCUACACCCUUUGUGAGUUUGCACAAGAACAAGAGGUGAACCAUAGAGAGAUUCUUCGUGAGCAUCUCAAGGAGGAGAAACUUCAUGCCAAGAAAAUGAAGCUGACCAAGAAUGGGACAGUGGAGUCAGUUGAGGCUGAUGGCUUGACAUUGGACGACGUUUCAGAUGAAGAUAUUGAUGUGGAAAAUGUGGAGGUGGAUGAUUAUUUCUUCCUCCAACCCCUGCCCACCAAGAGACGACGGGCCCUGCUGAGGGCAUCCGGUGUCCACCGGAUUGAUGCGGAAGAGAAGCAAGAACUUAGAGCCAUCCGCCUAUCUCGGGAAGAGUGUGGUUGUGACUGUCGACUCUACUGUGACCCAGAAGCGUGUGCCUGUAGCCAGGCUGGGAUUAAAUGCCAGGUGGAUCGAAUGUCCUUUCCUUGCGGCUGCUCCAGGGAUGGCUGUGGAAACAUGGCUGGGAGAAUUGAGUUUAACCCAAUCCGAGUGCGGACUCACUACCUCCACACUAUCAUGAAGCUGGAGCUGGAGAGCAAACGGCAGGUGAGUCGCCCAGCAGGCCCUGAGGAUGAGCCCUUGCCUACUGCUGGCUGCAGCCUGCCAGGAGCCCAGAGCUCUGAGACACAGGACUUCCAGGAGUUCAUCGCCGAGAACGAGACUGCAGUGAUGCACCUCCAGAGUGCGGAGGAACUGGAGCGGCUCAAGGCAGAGGAGGACUCGAGCGGCUCUAGCGCCAGCCUGGACUCAAGCAUGGAGAGUCUGGGCGUAUGCAUCCUGGAGGAGCCCCUGGCCGUUUCCCAAGAGCUGUGUCCAGGCCUGGCCGCCCCCAUUCUCAUCCAAGCUCAGCUGCCCCCAGGUUCCUCUGUCCUGUGUUUUACUGAGAACUCAGAGCACCCGGCUGCCUCACCGGUGAGCAGCCCAUCCUACUUGAACAGUGGGCCUCUGGUGUACUACCAGGUAGAGCAGAGGCCGGCCUUGGGAGUGAAAGGAGAGCCUGGCUCAGAAGAGGGCACAGCCUCCUUCCCCAAGGAGAAAGAUCUGGGUGUUUUCUCCCUCCCUGUUACCUCACUGGUGGCUCGCAGCCCCUCAGACUCAGCUGCCCUCUGUAAACCAGAGGUGGGGAAAACACCCACUCUUGACAAACUGUUGUCCGAUGACUGUAACCCUAAGGAGCCUGAGAGUGAAGACUUGCACCCCUCUUGGUCUCCCUCAAGUCUACCCUUCCGAACGGACCAUGAAGAAGACUGUGGAGUGCAGAGCUCCCAGCAGAGUGAGGACCGGACCCCUGAAGACUCUGCCCUAGAGCUUCCUCUGGCAGUGUGACCUGAGACAGGCACUGCCCAUUCUCUAUUUAUUAUCUAAUGCCAUUUCAAAACAAGACUGCUGCUCCCGGGUUAUUUUAUUGAAAAUCUUAGGAAAAAAUGGGUAGGAAAGGGUUGUUAGUACUUGUAUUUUUAAAAAGGGAAAGAGACCAACCCCAGCUCAGUUUCCAUUACUGAGCUCUGUGGGCCACCAGAACAAAGAUGUCAAUUGCACAGAAUGAGCUAGGUAGCUUUAUGCAUAGGGCCAGGACUAAGGAUGUGAGUAGCUCCCUGUGGGGCACAAGCUCACUCCUCAGACACCCAUCUUGGUGUAUCAGUCACACUCUUGGAAAGGCCACUCAGCUGAGUCUAGAACGGAGGCUGCAGAAGAGUCUGCUUCUGUACAAAACUCCCAGAUUAAACAUUGAUUCUGCCUUUCUUCCACCUCUCAACUGGUAAAUCAGUUAAUUUUCAAUGUGUUUGGUGUUCCCUGGCCUGCUCUGCAAACAGGAUUCCUGGUCUGUAACUUGAAUUGUUUCUUUCAUAUGCCCUUAGGUACCAGAGUUAAACUUCUCUGCCGUUUUCUCCAUCCUUUUCUUGAAGGAAAAGGUCCAGGUUGGAUAUGGAUAUGGUACAGACAUAAGGCUUGCGUACCAUUCGGCAGGAGUCCAGUCUGGAACAGCCUGGAAGAUGACUGUGUUCUUGCUUUCUCACCUAGUGCACCUCCCCAUACACUCUCCUUUUGGGGGAGCUUGGCUCUAAACGGAUAUAAAGUGUAGUGCAAGGCCAUUAGCUAGUUGGGACUCUCUCUGUACCUGCCCUCAUCGUCCUUCUUGGUUAUCUAGGGUUAGAGAGCUCCUUGGAUAUUACAGUUCAGUCCUCAGAAUUGCAGGUGUUUAUUGGACCCCUCCAUCUUGGAGAUUUAUGAAAACUGGAAGUCAAGCUGAUUCUUAAUUAAGUGACAGGACUCAGAGAUUCCAAAGGGUUCAAGAUCCGAUUACAAUCUUUGAAGCAUAUAGACUGGGACCCAGAUCAACACUUACCUCAGUCAGUAGUCCUUGCUCCUCUCAUGUCUUAAUUAAAGUUCUCGUAUCCCCACUCAGCACUGACUUUUUUUUUUAUUGGCAGUGUACCUCUGCCUUCUGGUAAUGAAGGUGGUAGGAGCAAAACACUUUUCCUCAUUCUUUACUAACCAGAAAAGAAAAACAAAACUUGUUUUGAUUUUUUGAGACAGGGUCUUGCCAAAUAGCCCUGGCUAGCCUGGAACUUCCUAUGUUCCUAUGUCCAACCUGUGGCAGUCCUGAUUGUGCAUCCUGAAUGCUGAGAUUGCAGGUGUGUACCACUUUGCUUGGCUUUAUCUAUUUUUGGUGGGAUAAGGUGGUCCUGGUUUUGUAGAGUGAACUUGAAUGUGUGUAGUAGCAGAAACACCUUUAAAUCUCUGAUCCUAAGUCUGGAGGUCCCUGCAUUUGACACAGAUCCUGGUUUUUAACCCAUUCUGCCACUGCUGUUCAUUUCUGGGUUUGCUUGGCUUUAUUGUUGGAGGUCUUAAGGAAGUACCUAGUUCUCUGUCUAGUCUCACUAGAGUUACCCUGAAUACCAGAGGCCAAAACUCACCCUCAGCCAGAACUCUCAACCCCAAGACUGAAGCUAAGCUGAGACUGGCUGGUGGAGAGAAGAAUCUUUCGAAGUUUGUUGGAAAGGAGGGACUCAGCACCUUUCCUCUUGAAGACUCCAACUGUCUUAGCCCUUGGACUUGGAUUUUCAUUAAGAAACAUACUAGUCAUUGUCACAAAGACUAGCCAGUCCCCAAGGUAUUUGAUAUUUCUAUAUGACUCUAGUUUCUUAUUCUAAAUGCAUCUCCUCAUUAAGUCAUGUUCUGAUUCAAACUGACCCCAAACUUAUGAGUGCUAAAUAUUUAGCAUUGACGAAUGUCAAGCAAAAGACCUUUUCUACAACUUAAUCCGUCUCAUUCCUGGUGCUACCUGAGUUGGACAGAAUUUAUAGUUCCUGGUUGCUAGGAAGGCUAGGCCUCUGAUCACGGAAGCAGAGCCAGUCCCCCUCAGUCUAGGCCUAGGUGAACUGUGGCUCAUUACUGCAGCUCGUUACGCUGCCUCCUUGCAUACUGUGCACAGGUCAUAUUCUCAAUGUGAAUCCAAAGCUUGUCUGGCUCUCUGAAAACAGUCCCCCUUAGGUUCUUUACAUUGUAAUAAUGCUGUAUUUAAAGAGAAUAUUUAAAUGUAAUAUUAAAGAAAUAUUCAAAAGAA
Molecule: messenger RNA, 3871 nt
Organism: Mesocricetus auratus (golden hamster)
Lineage: Eukaryota; Metazoa; Chordata; Mammalia; Rodentia; Cricetidae
Gene: Csrnp2
Product: cysteine and serine rich nuclear protein 2
Exons: 4
Coding region: 1-1629 (542 amino acids)
Biological process (GO): regulation of transcription by RNA polymerase II
Cellular component (GO): nucleus
Molecular function (GO): sequence-specific DNA binding; DNA-binding transcription factor activity, RNA polymerase II-specific
Source: RefSeq, a predicted model, not a curated record